CAGAAUGAUGAUGAUGAUGAUGUUCUGCUGCAGGAACAGGUGAAGCUGAAGGAGGAACUGGAGCGUCUGGAGAGCAGAAGAAGCACACCGAACCAGAGCAGAUGUGAAUGUUAUCAGUGAUGGUGAAUCUGUCAGGUGUGUCUGAUAGCAUCUGUGCAGGUGUGGCGGUCAUGUGCUUUUGAAGAACACACUGAUCUGAGGGCGUGGCCUCAUGUGGGAUGGGGGCGGGACUAAUGAACACACAAGGGCGUCAUCUGACCCCGAAGCAGCCGCUCAUUCAGACAGUGUUUCAGGGAGUAACAUCUAAUGAUCCAGAAGCAGCACUGGCACAAACAAACACCUGAAGACUCCAGAGUUUAUUAAAUGCUGUUAAGAUCCGCCUGACAGCAACAUCCUCCAGGUUUCAGACGGUUGGUGGGAGUGGCUGUGGCUUGCAGUGGGCGUGGCUCUGGGCAGUCGUGGGCGUGGUCACAGCUGUUACUAUCUGCAGUGAGAUCAGACUGAUGUGAUGGAUGCAUAUAACACACAGAUCUGCAGGCCGCCGCUCAAUAGAGACGAUCUGUAUCCGCCUGAACCUCACCGCACUGCAUGAUGGGAAGUAAAAAAGCAAACAGGAGGUUUUCACUGGACAGCUCAGGGUAUCAUCUGGACAUCAGUGGAAGCGCAGCAAAGCCCAAGAACAGCAUGCUGAGAAAAUCUUCAGACAGCAGAGGCUCCCAGAGUCCAGACGAGACGCAUCUGGAGUUCCUGGAGCACAGCGGCAGCGUCUCACGCAGAUCCACGACUAUAGAGGAGGAGGCUGGAUCCGGCGUUCGUAAUAGCUUCAAGAGCCACAACAAAACCUUCCACAAACUCUUCCCUGAGGUCCCCGAGACGGAGGAUCUGGAACACGUGCACACCUGCGCCCUGCAGAAGGAGGUGAUUUACCACGGUAAGAUGUACCUGUCCAGUCAACACAUCUGCUUCCACUCAUCUGUGCUGCUGAAGGACACCAAGGUGAUGAUCCACAUGUCCAGCGUUCAGAGCAUAAAGAAGAAGCACACAGCUAAGAUCGUUCCCAACGCCAUCGCCGUCAUCACCACAGACGGACACAAGCAUCUGUUCGUGUUGUUUCUGAAUCGAGAAGCGUGCUUCAAACUGCUGCAGUCGCUCUGUACACAGCUGCAGAUGGAGAGCAGCAGCUGGAAAUCCUCCACUCCUGAUGUGGAGAUCGACGCGAUUUCCAGCCAGUCGAGUCUAGAGGAGAAUCCUGAGAAUCCCUCGAUUCGUUCAGCAGACGCGAGUCGAGCUCUCCAGCCAGAAACAAGAAGCAGCUCAACGCCACACGAUGACCCCAGCAGAGAGAUCAGCCCGCCGGAGCCGCACAGCACAGCGGGCUCCUGGGUAACCGUGGUAACAGAGAAGGUCAGCUCCGUUCUGUCGUCCAAUGAGACGCAGAGCCUGAACAAACUCCUGCUCGUCUACGUGAUCCUUGCGAUUCUUCUCCUGUUCUUGUCUGGUUACAUCGGUUUGCGGAUCAUGGCGCUGGAGCAGAAGCUGAGCAUUCUGGGAUCGAUGCGGGAGUUCACAAUGCAGACAGAGAACCAGGAAGCGUAAGAACAGCGAGAGUCCUGGAGAUUCGUGAGAAUCGUUCAGAUUGAGCUUCAGACACACAGACUCUGAAUCAGUCGAAGCUGUGAGAGAGUCGAGCCGCAAACACACAGACAUUAAUGCUGUUCAGAUGGAGACUGUGUGAAUCAGAGACCUGCGGCUCAUCCUGACCUCGCUGACCUAAUCUUUUAUUUAUGCUAUAUAUCAUAUACUUGAUCCUGUACUAUCAAACUAAGACCAGACGGCUUCAGUUUCACACUGAGCUCAAUAUUCAGAUUAUAAACGCUGGUGCUUCUGAUGUGUCUUCAAGGAUUUCUGCUACAAAAGGUCUUGCCUUGGUUUGUCUGGUUACGCUA
Messenger RNA from Sinocyclocheilus grahami, 1946 nucleotides. Its product is annotated as GRAM domain-containing protein 2-like. The transcript has 14 exons. NCBI's taxonomy places the organism in Eukaryota, Metazoa, Chordata, Actinopteri, Cypriniformes, Cyprinidae. The record is from RefSeq and is a predicted model, not a curated record. Bases 589 to 1596 code for a protein of 335 amino acids.